GCAGAGAGGCUUUGCUCAGAUCUUGUUUCUCUGACUUUUCUUUGGGUUUCUCUUUUUUUCCCAAAGUUGAAGAGGGACUCAACCAGCAGGUAUUCAAAUCUCCUUUUGAGUCUAAACCAAACUGUGUGACUCUGUCAGUGUGAAUAAUGAACUGCCUGGGAAUUGAUGGCAAAUUACUUGUAUUUCUAACCAACACAGAGCAGAAAGAAAGCAAGCCUUUAACUGUGCAAGGGGGACACUUCCAUUCCUUUUGGUGAUGGUCAUUUUAGGGCUGGCAGUGCCUGCAGUAACCUGAAGUACUUACACAGUAGCUUUUCCACUGAACUGUGAAACCAUUCAUGGAAGCUGAUGGCAAUAUUCUUGUUCCUUUGCGUCAGAAGGCAAAAAAGAAAAGUCAAGGGUUCUUUAUAAUGAGCCGACGGAGGAUAUCCUGCAAAGAGCUGGGGCAAGCCGAUUGCCAAGGAUGGCUCUACAAAAAGAAGGAGAAAGGAGCUUUCAUUGGCAACAAAUGGAAGAAGUUCUGGUGUGUGCUGAAGGAGUCAUCACUGUACUGGUACAGCAGCCAGCUGGCUGAAAAAGCAGAAGGAUUUAUAAGACUUCCAGACUUCAGUGUGGAUCGAGCAAUUGAAUGCAAAAAAAAGCAUGCUAUUAAGAUCAGCCACCCACAGAUCAAGACAUUUUAUUUUGCAGCAGAAAAUGUUCUGGAAAUGAACACGUGGCUGAGUAAGCUGGGAAUGGCUGUAGACCCUCAGGCACCAAACAGGAGGAAUGAGGAAGAAUGCUACAGUGAAAGCGAACACGACGACCCAGAAAUAACAGACACGCCACCUCCACCCUACACAGCCCUGACACCUCCUCCUCCUUCCCAGGAUCAGCAGAAGUCAUCAUUCACCUCUACUCUGUCAAGUGAAGCAUCUUGUUCCCUCUCCUCUCCUGAAAGCACUUUCAACUCCCAAGAAUCAUCCUCUUCCUUGACAUCCAAAGUGGUGUAUUCAGAGAGGCAGUCCUGGCUUGACCUGGUUGCCAGCUCUGCCACGGAGGAGGGCGAUCAGCCUUUAACAUUCUGUGUCCAGAUCCACUCUGAUGAGCCACCAGAGGUGACCUGUGGAGACUCAGCAGAAAGCCAGGAGCUCCAGCUCUCUGAAGCCAAUGGUGGAUCCCAAACCUCUCACCUAAGUGCAGAUGCACAUUGUCUAGCUGUGCCAGAUGCAGCAGGACAGCGAUCCCUAGCCAAAGACCAGGAAAAACGUGAUGAUGAUGAUGAGAUGGAGCGGCUUUACAAGUCCCUGGAGCAAGCCAGCCUGUCUCCCAUUGGUGAUCGCCGGCUGUCCACUAAGAAGGAGCUUAGGAAGUCGUUUAUCAAGCGCAGCAAAAACCCCUCCAUUAAUGAGAAACUCCACAAAAUUCGAAUGCUGAACAGUACAUUAAAGUGUAAGGAACACGACCUGGCCACAAUUAACCAGUUGCUAGAGGACCCAAAGUUGACAGCAGUGAAGUACAGAGAGUGGAGGAGCACAAACAUCAUGCUGGUCCAAGAUAUUUAUCAGCAGCAGGAGGUCCAGGACAUGCCCACAGAGAAUAGUGAGGAGCAAGAGGUGACUCCACAGCCAAUCACUGAAAGUGCUAUUUGAUCUUGCACAUGGCAAGAUUUUUCUCCACAGGUCUUCAUGUACAAGCAAUUUAAGCUGCUGUAUCUUGAGGUUUGUUUUUUGGAAAUGUGUUUCAAGAGGAAAACAACCCAUUCUCCAAAGUUUUGAAUGGUCUUGCAUAGCUCAUUUAUUGCCAAGUUCCCCAAAAAAGCAUGCCUAAACGUGGCCUGCAUACGUAAGAAGGCUAUUUAAAAAAGCAGCAAAGAAAUGGUUUUCAGUUUUUGGAGAAGAAAAUCAGAAGUGUCCAGCUCCUGGAGGACACAGAACAAUGUGAUAUGUACUGUAUAAAUAUGAGAUCCUUGGGAUUGUUUUAACCAUGCAACAAGGAUGAAGUCUACUCUACCUUUUUACCUGCUAAGGUAACCUGAUGUACACAUUUUGAUCCCUGUACCCAUUUACUUUCACCACUCUACCAGUUCAAGCUGCGACAAAUGGAAGAGUAAUGAUGCAUGAGUUCAUACUGUAGGCAGCUGCCAGGCACCCCCUUUGGGCUCUGCCUGAUGUUUUAUGAGUUUCAACUUUAUUUAUGGUCCAGACCAAGAAGGUACUGUCUUUCUACAUGAAGAAGAGGUCUCUCAGUUUUUGCUUGUAAUUUACUCCUCAGUGAGACAAGUUUCAACUUUUCUUAUGGACUUGGCAGAAUUCCUUGGAAAAUUAUGUUCUUCUUUCUUAUUUUUGACAAUUGGGAGUAUAUAAGGUACAAGUUUAUCCCAGAGUCCAGUUUCAGGAAGGUGAUCAUAUUCACAAGCCAGAAGCUAAAUAACUGUACUCCUAGUGUGGACCUGGAAGUGUAAAACAAAGGUGCAAGUAUUUUUGUAAAUAUAUGUAAUUUUAUGGCUUAUAUGAAUGUGACUAUGUACUGUAUAGAUGUUUUAUUUAUAUAUUUAUACAUGCUGAAUUUCCUAAUAUAAAUAGGCACAUGUGGACCAAGCCCACCCAGCUGCAAGUGCUUACAGAUUGACUUGAAAUGCCUCUUUAUUUUGUGUUCCCCCAUUAUAGAUCACAGUGAUGGCUCUACAGCUGAGAUUACCUGGAGACAUCUCCUGUGAAUCUUCCUUCUGCUUUUCUAGCUUUGAGUUUUAGAUUAAGAAAAUCUGUACAAUUUAGGACCUGAAAAAUGUUUUCUAGAAAGUUUCAAGAUUUCCUUUGGGGAAAAAAAAUAAGAGGUUUUGCUGCAGUAUCAGGGUUUUUUUGGCUUCAUUGUCCUCAGUACAAGGUUUUGGGCUUUUGUCUUCUCUUCUGCAGUGGAAGGAAUUUUGCAGUGUGCUGAAUUUUGAAAAGCAAGAAUUAGUCCACCAUUCCCAAAUUAAUGCCACUACAGGAACUGUGACAAUCUGCAUUUCUGUUGCUAUUUCAUCAAGAUGUUCUUUGCCAUUAGUUUUCAAUACAGUUUAUCUUUCAAAGCAAAAUGCUCUAUAGAGAUGCAGCUGUAUUCAUCUGUCUUUAUGCAUUUUAUGUUUUAUUGAGAAAAGAUAAUGGUGUUAGUGGGAACAUAUAAAAUCUUUUCCACCUCUGUAGUGAUUAUUUUGACUGUUGAUAUUGCAGUUUUAAUACUCAGAAGCUUUUCUUUUUAAAUAGAGGCAAGGAAAUAGAUGAAAAUUAUUAAAUGGAGAAGCACACACAAAACCCUGAAUGAUUAAACAGCUAUUCUUUUCAGGAAAUCAUCAUAUGAGUGGUGAUUUCAUCACUUCACUAAUUCUAGCUGGAAGUUAAACAAGCUUAAUACCUGGUGCAAUUUGGUUUGGAGUAAUUGUAUCUUAAAAAUGGAGCCCAUUUUCAGGUCUCUUUUUUUGUUCUUCUUUUUGUUUUUGGGGUUUUUAAGUCAUUCUUCCACCAUUGCCAUUGAAAUGCUGUCAAUUCACUGCUGAGAGCACCCUGAAAUUUAGGAGUAUAGGGAUUAAUCUGCUUGGUCCAUUUCAUUUUAACUACCUGGUGCUAAGGAAUUGCUAAAUAUUGGAGGUCAAAUUGCAUGUACGUUUUCAAUCACAUAUGGGAUUUUCUCAUGAAAUGAAGCAUGCAAACACCAUUUUCCAUCAAAAGCAUCUUCACUUAGAUGUUGAAAAGAAGCACAUGGUUAAAUGGCCUGUUGAGCUGGGCCAGGCAAGUCAGUGCCUUGCAGUUCUGAGCAAAGGCAGAGUCAGCUCCAAUUGCUGAAGUAGAUUUGCAGUAUACAAAGAAAAACCUAUGUGGCCUGUCCAUGCUGUGUUGGCUUUUUUCACACUGUACUUGUAUAACAAUAUACAAAGAAGCUGUCCCAAGUCUAGAGACAAAGAGAUGCCCUUGGACUGUCCAAACUCUUCUAUUGGUUCUGACAGAUUACAUAACCUAAAAUUGCUUUUAACUUACUCUCUUUCAGAUGGUCAGUAGAUAUUAUUGUUGAACUAUUGAGGUUUUGGAGACCUGCUGAGAAUGGGCUCUAUCACUGCUUGGAAAAGAACAGAAAAUUCUUGAAUGGGGUUACUCUAAUGCCAGCUAUAAUUUUAACAAAUUUCUUUGUUCAGGAAUGGAAUUUAUGCAAGUACUGUGCAGGAAGUCUAACUCCACUCUCUCCAGCUACUUAGACUCAAAAUAAUGGAAAGCGUGGAAAAUGCAAAGUGAAAAUUGCAGUGAAACAGGAUUAAUUUUCUGGCAUUGCUAAUUAGUGUGGCAGUUUUUGCCUGGGUUUAUCAGCAGCAUGAAGCCAUAAUCAGAAAUAGAAUUACACACAAGCUGACAGCUACAGCGGGGAGCUGCCUCAACAGGAGAAAUUUGGGCAGGUCUGUGCUCUGCCCAGUGAUGCUUGGAGCAAUUUCUUGGUCUGGAUUUGGAAGACCUGCACUAUUGACUCAUAGCAUAGGGAGCUGUGCAUCCCUAGUGUGUGAAUGUCAAGAAGUCUUUAACCAUCUGCCUCAAGGGACAUGUUUUACAUACUUUUUGGGAUAAAGUAUGUGUGUGUGGAUAUGUGCACAUGCACAAUUUUUCCUCUGUCAGUAAAGCAGUUGGUGCAGUAAGUCCAGCAGGGGAGAUUUUGGAAUUCCUGGUAAGAAUAUCUAAUUUCAACUGUUUCUGCAGCUUUUUGGAAAUCAAAUCUCUCUGUUCUGGUGGUGCACAUCUCAUGAGAUACCAUAAUGAGGUGGGAUCACAUUUCCUUUCCUAUGAUGGAAGAGAUUUCAUAUGGGGAUUGUGAAUAAUUUUUACAUCUAGCUCUGAUGAUUCAAUCAAUGCUAGGGUUUCACCUUGUCAUGGUUUUCAGUGCAGCUGGAGAUGAAACACCAUGCAGCUGUUUGCUCAGCCCCCCUCUCUUUUCCUUCCCCAUCCCUGUGUAAUGGGGAGUAGAAUUGAAGUAAAAUUCAUAUGCUGUUACAAGAAUGGUUUUAUAAUUUAAAAUAAAGUAAAAUACACCAACAAUAAUGGCAAAUAAUAAUGAAAACAAGAAGGAAAGAAACCCAAACAAGUGAUGAACAAUGCAAUUGCUCACCACCCACUGAGCUGCCAGACCCCUCUUCCCAAACCCUUAUCAACCCCCACUUCCAGGUAUCUCCCUCUGGUUUAUAUACCUGGCAUGAUGUUCUGUGGUGUGGAAUAUCCCUUUGGUCAGUUGGAGUCACCUGUCCCAGCUAUGCUCCCUGCCAGUUUGGGUUUCUGUGUAUUUCCUCACUGGCAGAGAACGAGACAAGGAAAAAUAUCCUUGACUUAAGGUAAACACAUCUUAGCAAAAAACCAAAACAUCAGUGUGUUAUCAAUACCAUUCUCAUUCUAAAUCCAAAACACAGCACUGUAACAGCUGCUGAAGAAGAAAUUAACUCUGCCAUAACUGAUACCAGGAAUAAACAGGAAUAAAUAAUG
Oenanthe melanoleuca is the source of this 5474-nucleotide messenger RNA. RefSeq names its product interaction protein for cytohesin exchange factors 1 (gene IPCEF1). Bases 339 to 1631 code for a protein of 430 amino acids. The transcript is spliced from 11 exons. The record is from RefSeq and is a predicted model, not a curated record. NCBI's taxonomy places the organism in Eukaryota, Metazoa, Chordata, Aves, Passeriformes, Muscicapidae.